Molecule: messenger RNA, 1341 nt
Organism: Nycticebus coucang (slow loris)
Lineage: Eukaryota; Metazoa; Chordata; Mammalia; Primates; Lorisidae
Product: annexin A10
Exons: 12
Coding region: 207-1181 (324 amino acids)
Cellular component (GO): cytoplasm
Molecular function (GO): calcium ion binding; calcium-dependent phospholipid binding
Source: RefSeq, a predicted model, not a curated record
CACUCACCUAUGACUGAUAGCAAGGUAUAAAUGCUCUAUUCAGAAUUGCUUGGACAUUUUCUUGCCUGAGAGACUGAGAACGUUAUUUAAAUUUGAUUGAAUAGUGAACCUCAAUUCGUUCUGGUUUCACUGCGAAAGAAGCCUGUGCAAUCGUUCACUUAUCGAAAGUCUUUUGAUUUACUCUGAAAUUAUCCAUUAUCAUCAAAAUGUUUUGUGGGGACUAUGUACAAGGCACCAUCUUCCCAGCUCCCAAUUUCAACCCCAUCAUGGAUGCCCAGAUGCUGGGCGGUGCACUCCAAGGCUUUGACUGUGACAAAGACAUGCUGAUCGGCAUUCUAACCCAGCGCUGCAAUGCACAAAGGCUGCUGAUUGCAGAGGCGUACCAGGGAAUGUAUGGUCAGGACCUGAUUGGGGAUCUGAAAGAGAAGCUUUCACAUCACUUCAAGGAGGUGAUGGUUGGUCUCAUGUACCCCCCACCAUCUUAUGAUGCUCAUGAACUCUGGCACGCCAUGAAGGGAGCAGGCACAGAUGAGAAUUGCCUCAUUGAUAUAUUAGCCUCAAGAACAAAUAGAGAAAUUUUUCAAAUGAGAGAAGCCUACGGUUUGCAAUACAGCAGUAACCUUCAAGAGGACAUUUACUCAGAGACCUCCGGACACUUCAGAGACACCCUUAUCAAUUUGGUCCAGGGAACCAGAGAAGAAGGCUAUGCAGACCCUGCCUCGGCUGCCCAGGAUGCAAUGGUCUUGUGGGAAGCCUGCCAGCAGAAGACAGGGGAGCAUAAGACCAUGCUGCAGGUAGUCCUGUGCAGCAAGAGCUACCAGCAGCUGUGGCUAGUUUUCCAGGAAUUUCAAAGUAUUUCUGGGCGAGACAUAGUAGAUACCAUCAGAGAAUGCUAUGAUGGAUACUUUCAGGAGCUGCUAGUUGCAAUUGUUCUUUGUGUUCGAGACAAACCAGCCUAUUUUGCUAAUAGAUUACAUAGUGCAAUCCAUGACUUUGGUUUCCAUAAUAAAACCAUAAUCAGGAUUCUAAUUGCCAGAAGUGAAAUAGACUUGCUGACCAUAAGAAAACAUUACAAAGAGCAAUAUGGAAAAUCUCUAUUUCAUGAUAUCAAAAACUUUGCUUCGGGGCAUUAUGAGAAAGCACUGCUAGCUCUCUGUGCUGGGGACAUGGAAGACUACUAAAUGAAGAGGAGGGUCUGAGGGACUAUUCAGUCCUCUUCAUCAACACAUCCAAAUGGAGAUUUUAUGACAAAUUUCAGUUAUAACUAGCAGCAUAAUUAAAAUAUAGAAUCAUACUCUCUCUUUUUUGUGAAAUUAUUCCAAGCUAAAAAUAAAAAUUAUC